CUGCCGCCCUAACCCGCCGGUGCUCUCUCCUCAUCGCCGGUAAUCUCUCCUCCUCGCCGUCCCGCUUGAACCGGUACUCUCUCCUCCUCUUCGCCGCCUUCUCUCAUCACUCAGCAGGUAGUUUUGAGAAAAUGCAAGAGAUUUGGUGACUAAAAUAAUUACAAGGGGGGAAAAAGACUUGUUUCGAUAACAAAGAAGCUAUGCGAUAUACCAAGUACUGUGCUGAUUAUUGAGCUUCUCAGUUUGGAGUUUAUACAGUCUCCGUCUAUAAAUUGGCUCUGUUGAAGAUGCUGAAGUCAUUAGUUUUGAAAGCUAGUUCUAAACAUAACGUUCUCUAUCUAAUCCAAUUCAAACAACAGCGAGGAUUGCACAAUAGAAAUAAGAUGGCAAUGGAAUAUAUUGCAAAAGGGUGGAAUGCGUUGAAGGAGGUUGAUAGGGUGAUUGACUACUGCGAACCUAGAGAUAAACGUCUCAUUCCUCACCUUAAGACCGCAAAGGAUAAUUUUGAAAUGGCUCUGGAAGUUGAUAAUUCAAACACCCAUGCCAGAUAUUGGUUAUCCAGACUGCACCUGAAAUACCAUGUGCCUGGGCAAUGUAAAGCUAUAGGAGCUGCUUUAUUGGUGGAAGCGGCAGAUAUGGGCGAUGCAGAUGCUCAAUAUGAAUUGGGUCGUAAUUUAAGAAUUGAGAAUGAAGGUGUUGACACGGAUCAACAAGCUUUUUAUUAUUUGGAGAAGGCAGCGGACCAGCUGCAACCGGAUGCCCUCUACCUUCUAGGAGCUGUCUAUUUGACAGGCGACUGUGUUAAGAAAGAUAUUGCCUCAGCGUUGUGGUGUUUUCAUAGAGCUUCAGAGAAGGGUCAUGCCGGGGCGGCAGUAGCCUGUGGAUCCCUUCUUCUUAGAGGCUAUGAACCUCCCGCAUCUAUAACAAAGUUCAAUCUAAAGAACGGGCUUCCGAGUAGGAAGCCAAGGAAGAAAACAAGCGAACCCAAGCCUAAUCCAAUUGAAUUGGCAAGAGAGCAAUUUGAGAAUGCUGCAAAAUUAGGAAAUGAUCUUGGAUUUAGAUGGUUAAAAAGAAUCGAGGAGGAAGAGAAGCGUAUCCUGGCUGCAUAAAAGACGGUAGAGAUACAUAUCAGACCUUAUACAUGCUACAGAUAAAAAUGGGCACAAUCUACAGGUACCGUCUUUGCUCAUUAUGAACAUUACUUCUUGCUUAAUACAUGUACCUUAUGCAUAAACACAACUCUGCCUAUUUAGCAUAUUAUAUGCUACUUUUAACUGUUUGCCACCCAGUGCUUUUAAAUAUAGUAGAUGGAUUUGUCCAAAAUCCCAGUUUACUUUUUGGAUCU
This is a messenger RNA of Cynara cardunculus var. scolymus (artichoke), 1345 nucleotides long. RefSeq lists its product as uncharacterized. NCBI's taxonomy places the organism in Eukaryota, Viridiplantae, Streptophyta, Magnoliopsida, Asterales, Asteraceae. The transcript is spliced from 10 exons. Gene Ontology annotation, molecular function: protein binding. The coding region runs from base 288 to 1109 and encodes 273 amino acids. The record is from RefSeq and is a predicted model, not a curated record.